AUGAAUACAGACAUCGCCUGUGCAAUCCUAGAUAAUAUUUCUACGAUGCCACCUUGGUUAAUUAUUCUACCUAGAUAUUCAGAGUUGAUCCAUUUGGUCAAGUAUAAAUAUAAUCGUUUACCAGCUUGGAUAUUAAUCCAACGAAAUCAGUCUGAGAUUAUUUCGUCCGAGAGGACACACGUAAUUCCAAGGACUCGAGAAGAACAGACUGCAGUCAUAAGUCAUAACUCCUAUGCCGUCGAAUACUCGAGAUUUGGCAAUUGGCAACACGUUGCGACGAGGACUUGGUGA
This is a messenger RNA of Macrosiphum euphorbiae (potato aphid), 291 nucleotides long. NCBI's taxonomy places the organism in Eukaryota, Metazoa, Arthropoda, Insecta, Hemiptera, Aphididae. The record is from the annotation of a GenBank genome assembly.